Messenger RNA from Nymphaea colorata (pocket water lily), 2870 nucleotides. Its product is annotated as pentatricopeptide repeat-containing protein At3g12770-like. Gene Ontology annotation, molecular function: RNA binding; protein binding; zinc ion binding. Gene Ontology annotation, biological process: RNA modification. The record is from RefSeq and is a predicted model, not a curated record. NCBI's taxonomy places the organism in Eukaryota, Viridiplantae, Streptophyta, Magnoliopsida, Nymphaeales, Nymphaeaceae. The coding region runs from base 102 to 2537 and encodes 811 amino acids. The transcript has a single exon.
CAACCAUAGAGAGAGAAAAUUACUAACAUGUCUUUAAGAAAACGUGAAGUUGAAAAACCCAUAUCCUUCAUUGGUAUGCCGUUUUUUCCGCCUCCAAUGACAUGUUUUAUCCCACUGCACGGUUGCAUCGAUCUUCUGUAACUCUAUUACCGCCUUUCUUCUCCACUACCACCGCCGCCACCACCGUUGAAGAGCCCCGCUUCUUAGAUCCUGUCGUCCGCACCUAUCUGUCGCUGUUGCAGAAGUUCUCCAGGGCCCCAAAUUCCAUACGGGGUAUCCAUUCCCAAAUUGUAACUAAUGGCCUCUCUACCAGCAUCUUUCUUGCCACCAAGCUGGUUAAGCUUUAUUCUGAGUGCGGGCGUCUGCGAGAUGCACACCAGGUGUUCGUCUCAAUGCGUCAACGAAACCUGCCUCUGUGGAAUUCCAUUCUUGGAGGAUACCACCGAAGUGGGUUGCACGCCGAAUGCCUGGAAUUGUAUAAUCAGAUGCGAUCCGAAGGCUUCGGAGUUGAUAGCUCGAUCUGCACCCUCACUCUGAAGUCGUGCGAGAACCUGCUGGAUUGGCAGAAUGGAAAGAAGGUUAUGGAUGAUGCUUUUGAUAAUGGGCUGGAGAGGGACCCCUUCUUCGGGAGCGCUUCUAUUGGGUUCCUUGUGAAAUUCGGUGAGAUCAAUGAUGCUCGACGUUUAUUUGAUAAUAUUCCUGAAAGGGAUGUUGUGUGCUGGAACGCCAUGAUAGGUGGCCAUGCUCGGAACGGUGAUGUAGAGAAAGCAGUUGAAUUGUUUCUUGAAAUGCAAAUGGACGGGGUCAGGCCAAGUCCCGUGACAAUCGCAAGCUUGAUUCAAGCUUCCGCGAUAGGUGGAAAUUUGCAGCUUGGGAGACUCGCCCAUGGAUACGCUUGUGUAUGUGGAAUGAGUUCUGAUGUUUUGGUUCAAACCUGUUUGGUUGAUAUGUAUGGAAAGCUCAAGGAUGUAGAAUGUGCGCGUCAAGUCUUUGAUCGCAUGAUAAACAGGAAUCUGGUUUCAUGGAAUGCUAUGAUUUCGGCCUGUGUUCAAAAUGGAAUAGUUGCAGAUGCAUUUUUGCUCGCUCGGAGGUUGGAUUUAGGUGUUGACUCUGCCACUUUGGUAGGCUUACUUCAAGGAUGUGCUGAAAUUGCAAGUCUGAAUCAUGGGAAGAGCCUGCAUUGUUGUGCAAUGAGGAGAAGGCUUGAGCAUGAUCUCAUAGUUAGCACUGCAAUUGUUGACAUGUACUCAAAAUGCGGAUCCAUGUCUAAUGCUCGGAAUGUUUUUGACAGAAUGCCUGAGAAGAAUGUUAUUUCAUGGACUGCAAUGGUGGCUGGCUACUCACAGAAUGGCCAGGCUGAUGAGGCGUUAAAGGUUUUCAAUGGAAUGCAGGUUGCAGGUAUCAAACCCAAUUCGGUCACUCUUGUUAGUCUGCUGCAUGCAUGUGCGCAUAUUGGAUCUUUAAGAAAAGGGAAAACUGUCCAAGCAUAUCUUGUUCGUCAUGGUUUGGAAUUUGAGGUCGUUAGCUCCACCGCACUUAUUGAUAUGUACACAAAAUGUGGCAAGCUGGACUCUGCAAGGAGAUUGUUUGACACUUGUAGGUUUGCGAGGGAUGUGAUUCUCUGGAAUGCAAUGAUCAGUGGCUAUGGAAUGCAUGGCUGCGGUUGCGAUGCAACUGUUAUUUACGAUCAGAUGUUGAAGGAUGGAAUUGAACCCAAUGAAACCACAUUCAUUUCGCUUCUAACAGCAUGUAGCCAUGCUGGGAUGGUGGAGAAGGGAAGGUUAUAUUUUGAUUCUAUGGAGCGAAGCCAUGGGAUCAAGCCCACUGAGAAGCAUUAUGCUUGUUUGGUUGAUAUUCUUGGUCGAGCAGGGCAUGUAGAAGAGGCAGAGGAAGUGAUUAAGGGAAUGCCUUUCGAGCCUGGAACUGCUGUACUUGAGGCAAUGUUGAGUGCAUGCAGAACAUAUAAGAAGAGCGAAUUGGGUGUUCAAAUUGCUGAUAAACUCCUUCAAUUAGAUCCUACAAAUCCAGGAAUAUAUGUUUUGCUUUCAAAUAUUUAUGCUGGAGCAGGACGAUGGGGUGAAGUAGAUAAGAUGAGGGCUGUUAUGAGAAGCAGAGGACUGUAUAAAACUCCAGGAUAUACUCUGAUAGAAGUUGGCGGCAGUGUCCAUGCGUUCUUAGCUGGAGAUAGUUCUCACCCCUGUUCAGCCCAGAUACAUCAGAUGCUGGAUACAUUGCUAAUGCAGAUUGAGGCGCUUGGCUACACGCCGGAUACGAGCUCUGUGCUGCACAAUGUAUCAGAGGAGAUGAAGAUUGACAUGUUAUUUGGUCAUAGUGAGAGGUUGGCAAUUGCGUUUGGGCUAAUUAACACUCCAGCAGGAAGUGUGAUUAGGAUAACAAAGAACCUUAGAGUAUGUGGUGACUGCCAUACAUGGACCAAGUACAUCUCGGUUGUCAUCAAAAGGGAUAUCAUUGUCCGAGAUGCAAAUAGGUUCCAUCAUUUCGCUGAUGGAAGAUGCUCUUGUGGAGAUUUUUGGUGAGGACUUCGUUAAGCAGAGCUCAGAUACUCGCAGGGAUCUUCCGGGAUGAAUUGCGCUCUUGACAUGUGCUGGACAAGAACCGGAAAGGAAGAGACUGCUAACCUGCAAUUCCUAGCUCACCGAAUUUGUACAAAGAUAAUUCUGCUACGAAGGCUCGCUAUGGAUAUGCGUUCCAUAUUUCGAGGACAAGAACAUUUCGGAAGAGCUACUGAAUUUCUACUAAAUCUGAAUGACCAACAUAAUGAGAACCUACAAUUGAGGAUAGUGGAUGGCUUAAUGAAUAAAGACUUUGGUUUAUGAGAAGGAUCAGCUAUGUCUCCUUCCCCGUUGAAA